AUGAAUACAACACGAUUAAUGCUUGAUUAUACUUAUAAUUUAUUUCUUCCAUUAUCGGAUGAUUAUAUUAAAUUAAAAAACAAUCAAUAUAAUACAUUUCUUCUAUAUUUCGGUUUGCCUAAUUCUCCUAUUACAACAAUUCAUACUGAUGACAGAUUAAUAUCAACAUCAGAAUCAGAAAUUGAAUCUGAUUCUUAUGAAUUACAUAUAUCUGAUAUAAAUAAUAAUAUAUCAAAUGAAAUAGUUUAUCAAACAUUUUUUUCUCAACUUUUACAUAAGUUUUCAAUAUUCGAUGUAUUACCAUUCGAAGAAUUUCAAUUAGAACUUUUUUUAAAAACUUGUGAAGAAUAUUUUUCACUUGUGGAUAAAUUUAAUAGUCCUAUAUUUGCUCCAUUGAAAGCAGAUGUUAAUGGUAAUAUUAAUAAAUUACGACAGAAAAUGAAUGAAAAUGUAAUAAAAUUUCAAACAUUACAUUCAAUUCUUAACGAUGAAAUCGAAGCACAAACAACAAAUGUAAGAAAUUCAGCAACAGAUGCUUUACUUUGGUUAAAACGAACUUUUGAAUUUAUAUCAAGUUUUCUAUAUGAAUUUGGUAUAGGUGAUAAAACUUUAGCAGAUGCUAUAAGCAAAGCAUAUGAACAAUCAUUAAGAAAGUAUCAUGGAAUGUUGGCUAGAAGUGUUUUUUCAUUUGCUCUUCGUGCAGUACCUAAUGGUGUAGAAUUUGUUCGUUCACUUGCCAUCAAUUCAAAUGAUGCUUUAGAAACUCUCUUUGAACAACAAGUACUCAAAGAAAUGCUCGAACAUUCUUUAAGUAUGUCAUCUGUAUUGAAAAAAAUUACAUUAUUCUAUUGGGAACAUGGACUUGAAUCACCAACAAUUACAACUUAA
This is a messenger RNA of Rotaria sp. Silwood1, 888 nucleotides long. The record is from the annotation of a GenBank genome assembly. Lineage: Eukaryota; Metazoa; Rotifera; Eurotatoria; Philodinida; Philodinidae.